Molecule: messenger RNA, 2457 nt
Organism: Cyclopterus lumpus (lumpfish)
Lineage: Eukaryota; Metazoa; Chordata; Actinopteri; Perciformes; Cyclopteridae
Gene: wls
Product: Wnt ligand secretion mediator
Exons: 13
Coding region: 328-2025 (565 amino acids)
Biological process (GO): intracellular protein transport; Wnt protein secretion; Wnt signaling pathway
Cellular component (GO): endomembrane system; organelle membrane
Molecular function (GO): Wnt-protein binding
Source: RefSeq, a predicted model, not a curated record
UAGACCAUAACGGACAACAGAGGCGUUCAAUGACACGGUGACCUGCAUUACCAGCCUCCACAGCAAUGCGCCGGCGCUCCACACAUCUUCCCCCAGUCUAGUGUCGGCUGCUCAGGGAUAAAGCGGAGUGCUCUACGGUCAUGUGAUUCCUUUUUUUUUUUUUCCUUCGAAGUUGAAAGGCAGGAGCAAGAGCUGCGGAGGGGGCCCAGCUUACCUUCUCACUGGCCGUGGAUGCAACGUUUUCGUCCCUUUUUUUUUUCUUCUUUCUUCUCCACCACAAUAUUCUUUGUUUCUCGCUCGGUGUGACAAUUUGUUCUCUCUUUCGCGAUGGCGGGGGCUAUCAUUGAAAAUAUGAGCACCAAAAAGUUGGUGAUAGUGGGAGUUAUUCUGCUUUUGUUUCAGGCGGCUGCCUUCAUGGUCGGCGGUUUAAUUGCUCCAAGCACCACCACAGCGGUUCAGUACUUGGCCACCAAGUGUGUGGACACAACCAAGCUUCGACAGGAAGCAAAAUGGUUCAUGCCUUGGGGUCCCAACCAAUGCGACAAGAUCCGGACCUUUGAUGAAGCCAUGGCCAAGAAGAUUGAGGCCAACAACAUUGUAUUUGCUGUCCACAUGCCUCUGCCAAACAAGGAGAUGAGCCCAUGGUUCCAGUUCAUGCUGGUCAUCCUGCAGUUUGACAUCGCAUUCAAGAUGUACAACCAGAUAGAGGAUGGAGCGAUGGCCACCAUUGACGUGGGCCUGGCUUACAGAGACGACACCGUCAGCGAGUGGACGGAGAUGGCGCACUCUUUUGAACAGAGGAAGCUCAAUUGCAACUUCACCGCUGCCACGACCUUUGAGAACGAAGGACGUUACUAUGAGUGUGACCCGCUUCCUUUCAUGGAGGUCGGCAGCGUGGCCCACAAGUACUAUCUCCUCAACAUUCGCCUGCCCGUCAACGAGCGGAAGAAGGUCAAUGUGGGGAUCGGAGAAAUCAAAGACAUUCGUCUCGUUAGCAUCCACCAGAAUGGAGGCUUCACCAAAGUUUGGUUUGCCAUGAAGACAUUCCUCACACCGAGCAUCCUCAUCAUCAUGAUCUGGUACUGGAGACGGAUCACCCUCAUGAGGAGGCCCCCUGUGCUGCUGGAGAAGGUCAUCCUCGCUCUGGGUAUCUCAAUGACGUUCAUCAACAUACCAGUGGAGUGGUUCUCUGUUGGCUUCAACUGGACCUGGAUGCUGCUUUUCGGGGACAUCAGGCAGGGCAUCUUCUACUCCAUGCUGCUCUCUUUCUGGAUCAUCUUCUGUGGGGAGCACCUCAUGUUUUACUGGAUGCAUCCGUGUCCUCAACACGUAGCCCGGUGCACUCAUUCACACCAGGACCAGACGGAGAGGAACCGUUUCUCAGUUUACUGGAAGCAAGUCGGACCCAUCGUGUUUGGCUCCUUCUGCCUCUUUAUCUUUGACAUGUGCGAGAGAGGGGUCCAGCUGACCAACCCGUUCUACAGCAUCUGGGCGUCCGAUGUAGGAACUGAGCUUGCUAUGGCAUUCAUAAUUGUGGCCGGGAUCUGCGCCGUUCUCUACUUCCUCUUCCUCUGCUUCAUGGUUUUUCAAGUCUUCCGCAACAUCAGCGGUAAGAGGACGUCCCUGCCCGCCAUGUCCAAGGCCAGACGGCUGCACUAUGAGGGUCUGAUUUUCAGGUUCAAGUUCCUCAUGCUGGUCACUCUGACCUGUGCCGCCAUGACUGUCAUCUUCUUCAUCAUCAGUCAGGUGAAUGAGGGCCACUGGCACUGGGGUGAGCACACGGUGCAGGUGAACAGUGCCUUCUUCACGGGCAUCUACGGCAUGUGGAACCUGUAUGUCUUCGCCAUCAUGUUCCUCUACGCACCGUCUCACAAACGUUAUGGAGACGAUCAGUCAACUGGUCAGUGCAUCACUGGAGAUACCGGCGCAAACAGCGGAGAGGACAUCCAGCUGACUACUACCAUCACCCAUGUUGAUGGCCCCACUGAGAUCUACAAGAUGACGGGCAAAGGGGCCCAGGAGUAGAUAUCCCACUGUUAGGCCUCCCCUCUCCUUCCUACUGCUCCUAUGAUCCCCUCCCUCGUGUAUGUAUAUGUCUCAAACAGGCUUUUCUCUUUACAUCCCCUGGCUACAAAACGGCAUCAACAAUCCAACUUGCAUGUCAUGUCCCACAGUUCCUGACCUCUUCCAGCACCAAACCCUCAGCUGUGUGACUUGUUACGUGCCACCCUCUUCCCAAUUGUUUCUCUAAAGACUGAAUAUUAUCAACACUUCGAUCAGUCCUUUUCAUUUCCCAGUGGAAUUUUGUUCUUACAUUUCAUACUUUUAUUUAAACUGGCUGUGUUUGUAUAUAUUGCACAAUGCGUUUGACACCAAAAUAAAGGAGAUUAGAGUGUAGUGAGAACAUUUGGCAGACCUCACUCUCCUGGGAUUAAAGUACAGUUUGGUAAAACAUAA